Molecule: messenger RNA, 660 nt
Organism: Closterium sp. Yama58-4
Lineage: Eukaryota; Viridiplantae; Streptophyta; Zygnematophyceae; Desmidiales; Closteriaceae
Source: the annotation of a GenBank genome assembly
AUGGACGCUCAGCGGUGGCAGCAGCAACGGGGAAGGUUUCAUGGGAGAAUGGACGCUCAGCGGUGGCAGCAGCAACGGGGAAGGUUUCAUGGGAGAAUGGACGCUCAGCGGUGGCAGCAGCAACGGGGAAGGUUUCAUGGGAGAAUGGACGCUCAGCGGUGGCAGCAGCAACGGGGAAGGUUUCAUGGGAGAAUGGACGCUCAGCGGUGGCAGCAGCAACGGGGAAGGUUUCAUGGGAGAAUGGACGCUCAGCGGUGGCAGCAGCGAAGCUGGCAGCUUGGGAAGCAGGAUGAGGAGGAGGAGGAGGAGGAGGAGGAGGAGGAGGAGGAGGAGGAGGAGGAGGAGGAGGAGGAGGAGGAGGAGGAGGAGGAGGAGGAGGAGGAGGAGGAGGAGGAGGAGGAGGAGGAGGAGGAGGAGGAGGAGGAGGAGGAGGAGGAGGAGGAGGAGGAGGAGGAGGAGGAGGAGGAGGAGGAGGAGGAGGAGCCUGUGAAGAAGAGGGAGGGGUGGCGAGAGAUGAGAGGUAGGGUGGGUGUGCUGGGAGGCAGCAGCGAGCAUUGGGGGCGAGGAACGCCAUCAUGCACUCGCCAUAUGACAGCCCUCCGAACGCCAGUGGUGCUGCUCCCACGCCCUCCGAUUGCUCCGACUGCUGCUGUUGCUUGA